GCUGUGGCGGCGAGGGACAGCUUCUUGCGGCGGCUCGCUGCCUCGGCCACCCCGGAGCCGUGAGAGCCAGGCGUGCUCAGCGAAAGGGAGGCAAUGUUGAUGCUGGAUUGCAAUUCAGAGUCUAGUAGUUUCAGCAAUCUGUUUGAGGCAGGAACCGCUGUGAACGCACCUGCAGAUGCCUUUGGUCAGUCGCCAGCUCACUUGGCUGCUUGUGGUGGUGAAGCUUUUUUCCUACUUUGGCAACUGCAGACAGGAGCAAAUCUGAACCAACAGGAUUGCCUUGGAGAAGCCCCGAUUCAUAAAGCAGCAAAAGUUGGGAGUUUGGAAUGUCUUGCUCUCCUUGUUGCUGGCGAUGCCAAAAUUGACUUGUGCAACAACAGCGGACAAACAGCAGCAGACCUCGCACUGGCUUAUGGCUUUCUGGAAUGUGCCAAGUUCCUCGCAACAACUCAGCACACGCAGACAAUGAAACUGAGAGGACGGUCUGGCUACUCACUAAGUGACAAACAUGGCUUCCUGAGAGAGGAUCCAAGUGCACAGAAACAAGAAAGUGAAACCAGCAGAUCCAUAAGCAGGAAGAGGAGAAGAUCAGACGCUGACAAAUGAAACAGCUUGUAAUCCCAAAAUGAAAUCAAGGGGAAUCCGAAGUCUGAAGA
Messenger RNA from Gymnogyps californianus (California condor), 656 nucleotides. It is a transcript of the gene ANKRD37, whose product is annotated as ankyrin repeat domain 37. The transcript is spliced from 5 exons. NCBI's taxonomy places the organism in Eukaryota, Metazoa, Chordata, Aves, Accipitriformes, Cathartidae. The record is from RefSeq and is a predicted model, not a curated record. Bases 94 to 606 code for a protein of 170 amino acids. Gene Ontology annotation, molecular function: protein binding.